UGUCUGCUCUCGAAAUGCUUUUUCAGGUUUUUACCCGAAACACGUGAGUCUCCACCACUCCCUCGACAAUCAAGAUUCUUGGGGUCGAGCGAGGGAGAUGGGGUGAUGCAGUAAAAGUCUUUCACUCUGACUGACACUGCACCAGCUUUUGGAAAACGUAUGGUGACUGUUGGACUUGGCAAAACGCACGCAGCAUCAGCGCAUUGCACCUUCUCUUUCCGAGGAGGAGGAGGAAGAAGAAGCGGAUGGCUUUGAUGGAGUCACCUUUCAAGAUAAUAUUGGGUUCGUCGUCCGUGGCUCGCCGGCACAUUCUGGCCAAGAUGGGAUACGACUUCACUGUCAUGACUGCAGACAUAGACGAGAAGGCUAUAAGGAAGGAGAAGCCUGAAGAGUUGGUCACGGCUUUAGCUGAGGCUAAGGCAGAAGCUAUCCUCUCCAGGCUCCAGAACGUGGAUUCUUUUGUGGAGGAUGUCCAUACAACCCUCUUAAUUACUGCUGAUACAAAUGAUCUCAUUUACGAAAACAGAAGAGAUAGGCGUUGGUUUCUUUCCUUUAUAGCAGUCUUUGCCGAGAGUUAUUUCUUACUGAUAGGCCUAAUUGAUUUGGAGGUGGUGGUACAUGAAGGGAGGAUCAGGGAAAAACCAUCCAGUAAGGACGAAGCACGGCAUUUUAUUGAAGGGUACUCUGGUGGACGUGCAGAAGUAGUAGGAUCUGUUCUCGUAACCAACCUGAAGACCGGAAGGAGGGAGGCGGGAUGGGAGCGAGCAGAGGUAUACUUUCAUGACAUACCAGCUCAGAUUGUCCAGAGUCUGAUUGAAGAGGGAAUUACACUCAAUGUUGCUGGGGGUUUGAUGCUCGAACAUCCACUCACAUCGCCUUUCGUAAAAGAAGUGAUUGGGACUGCUGAUACUGUAAUGGGACUCCCUAAAUCUCUCACAGAAAGACUCAUCCAGGAGGCCCUAACUUGUCCUUAAAGCGAGGUUAUGUGUGAACCCAGCAUAAAAACGGCUGAAAUCAGAAUCCUCUGGCACCUUGUUCGUUGCUGGAGUUGACGUUAAAUGUCGUCAUGAGCCUGAUGUAGUAACCCCACCAAGGCAUCAAACACGGGAUUGGGAUAAUUGCUGCCAUCUGAUUUCUGUUUUCGCGAGUUGCUAGCCAUGAUCAUGGUUAGAAACAGCAAAUCUUUCAGCCAGGCAGCUGUGUUGCACUUGUAUCAUUGCCAGGAAGAUGAGAAUGAUGAUUGAGCUAGAUGGUAUCAUUAUGUCUAAGAACGUGACAAGUUUUGCGCAUUCAUCACAAAAUGUUGAGAAUGAACACAUCAUAAUUUCUAGAUACUGUGUUCAGUGAGAUACAUUCUUGUUCAA
Molecule: messenger RNA, 1364 nt
Organism: Syzygium oleosum
Lineage: Eukaryota; Viridiplantae; Streptophyta; Magnoliopsida; Myrtales; Myrtaceae
Exons: 9
Coding region: 246-974 (242 amino acids)
Molecular function (GO): nucleoside triphosphate diphosphatase activity
Source: RefSeq, a predicted model, not a curated record